Gadus morhua (Atlantic cod) is the source of this 1377-nucleotide messenger RNA. RefSeq lists its product as uncharacterized. Lineage: Eukaryota; Metazoa; Chordata; Actinopteri; Gadiformes; Gadidae. The transcript has 8 exons. The coding region runs from base 236 to 1288 and encodes 350 amino acids. The record is from RefSeq and is a predicted model, not a curated record.
AGGAGCAAGGAACUCCAUCGCAUCCAGAGCUCAUCAAGAACAUGGCAGUAUCUACAUCCAUGGGUGCCCUUGUCACAUCAUCCACAACACUGCCAAACAGGCUGGCCAGGCCUUUUUGGAGGUGUGUGGAUUUGAUCCAGAGGAUCUCGCUGUGGAUGUUGGAUAUUGGUUUAAAGGAAGCACCAAUCGCAAAGGUUACCUAACAGAAUUCUGUGAGCUCCAUGGAAGUGAGUAUAUGGAAAUGCUCAUGCACGUUUCUGUUCGAUGGUUGAGCCUGGAGAAGUGUUUGACUCGUAUCCUGCAGCAGUAUGAGCCACUGGCCAGCUACUUCAAGUCAUUAAAUGACAAACAGCCAAGGUUCAGGAGGCUUGUGGUGGCAUUCUCUGACUCAAUUACAGAGGUGUACCUACUGUUCUUUCAAGCAACUUUUCCAGUCUUCUCCACAUUCAACCUCCUCCUCCAGAGAGAGAAGUCGUCAAUCUUCCUACUACAUGAUGAGAUGAGGGGUUUUAUCCGCAAGCUGCUCUCAAAGUUUCUGAAGCCCGCAGCAUUGCAGCACCGGGAACUGCAUGAAAUAUGCUUUAAGGAGCCAUCCAACCAACUGCCAGGAGAAAAGUUGGUGAUUGGCUUCACUACUCGAGUUACACUCAACAGGCUCCUUGAAGCAGGAGCCAUUACACCGCAGCAAGUGCAGAGGUUCCAGAAGGCAGCAGUGGCGUUUCUGGAAAGGGCUGUGGAGUAUGCCAUCAAGAAACUCCCCAUGAAAGAGCCUCUGAUUAAACAUGCCAUGUUUCUGGAUGUCCAGCAGAGAGCAGAGUGUGGAGUGGAAGAUGCCUUCUACUUUGUCGACAGAUUUCCUGAACUUCUCCCAUACAAUGGACCUGAAGAGCGUGACAAACUUUGUGAGGAGUUUCUGGACUACCAGACCAUGGACAUUGCCAUGCCCGACGACCCAGCAAUGUUUGACUUUGAGAGAUUUUGGGGGAACAUGGCAUCAAUGAAGAACAAGGUGACCGGUAUGAGCAGAUUUGGCAGGCUGUCUUGUAUUGCCAAGUUGGUCUUGGUCAUGCCUCACUCCAAUGCUGAUGCAGAGCGAGUUUUCUCUGUGGUUGGACUAAAUAAGACCAAGACCCGAAACAGUUUGGCUCUUGAGGGAACUCUGUCAUCCAUCAUGACCGUGAAGAUGGCGAGCCUUGAGCCAGACUGUUUUAAGUGGGAGCCCCCUGCCUCUGUCAUCAAGGCAUCAAAAUCUGCCACCAACACCUACAACGUUAGACAUGCUAAAUGAUUGACAAAUAAAUGUAUUUUGUCAAAAUUCUUGUCUUGUUAAUUUCUGGUUAAGAGAGGUUAGGAGGCCACAGUGCAGAGAGCAGCUGG